Messenger RNA from Mytilus trossulus (common blue mussel), 1431 nucleotides. Its product is annotated as muscarinic acetylcholine receptor M3-like. The transcript has a single exon. Lineage: Eukaryota; Metazoa; Mollusca; Bivalvia; Mytilida; Mytilidae. Gene Ontology annotation, molecular function: G protein-coupled serotonin receptor activity; neurotransmitter receptor activity. Gene Ontology annotation, cellular component: plasma membrane; dendrite. Bases 1 to 1431 code for a protein of 476 amino acids. Gene Ontology annotation, biological process: G protein-coupled receptor signaling pathway, coupled to cyclic nucleotide second messenger; chemical synaptic transmission. The record is from RefSeq and is a predicted model, not a curated record.
AUGGAUCACGAUAGUAAUACAACAAUGGAAAUAAUACAAUACUAUCCCGGUGGGGAACAUGGAAUUGUACAAUUAUUAAAUAAAAACUCGACGAAAGUUUAUAAACGUCUUUCUGAUGAAAAUGAACAGAAUCAAAGAAAUUGGGAAUUUUGGUUGACAGCAGUGCCACUAGUGGCUCUAGUUAUUACAACGAUUAUUGCAAAUGGUGGUAUAUUAGUGAUAUUUUUACGAAAUCGUUGUAUUCGAAGAUGCAGAAACAUUUAUAUUUUAAGUCUCGCAUGUGCUGAUCUUCUACUUGGACUAACGAUGCCGUUUUCUAUAUUACAAACAUUAAACAGAGAAUGGACACUAUCACAAGGCCUAUGUUGGACUUACUUAAUGAUAAGGUAUGCACUGUACUUUGUAGUUUUAUUAAGUAUGAUUUUAUUAACAGUUGAUAGAUGGUGGUCAAUCCAUUUCCCCAUCUCGUAUCGUGUGAAACAGAGCAGGAAAAUAGCCUGUAUUCUAGUAGCUUGUUGUUGGAUGUCCAGUCUCGUUCUACACAUUCCAUUAGCUAUAUGUUGGCAGAGUUUAUACGGUGACAUUACUCCAGAGAAACUUUGUCAUAUUCCAACUCAACAUAGUCUUGUGAUCAACGUUAGUGCCUCAGUACUAGAAUAUGUCCUUCCAAUGGUUGUGCUUAUAUCACUCAACAUUGGGAUUUAUUUAAAACUUUUGAGACGUCGAAACAACACGAAGAUUAGACGUUCUUUGAGUACGACUGAAACUUAUAUGUUUGAAACGAGACGAAAAAGUUCAAAUGACUCAAAUCAAAGUACAAGUAAUCCAAAUUCUGAAGAUGACGUUUCUCCUUUACCGCCACGACGUGAGUUUAGAAAUGUCCGUAGACAAACAAUUGUGUAUCAAGGAAAUAGAAGAGGUACUCUUACCGGUAAAAAGAUGAUGCGUCAAGGUAUGCUCCUUGGAGCGAAAGGGAGAAGCGCUUCAAUGGACACCGCAACGCUUAUAACUGGAUUCAAACUACGACAAAUGCAAGGAUUUAAAAAUUCUUUUCCAACAAGAAAACAAAGUGAUGAAGUUGUAAAAGGAUAUUUGUUACGUCAAGAUAAGAAAGCAGUUUUAUGUGUAGGUCUGUUGACAUUUAUUGCAUUUAUCUGCUGGACUCCAUACUUUAUUACAAUUAUUAUAGAUACAUUUACCAGUAUAGAACUGUCACAAACUGUUAAACAAAUCGUGUAUUGGAUUUUAGCAAUGAAUUCUGCUAUAAACCCAUUCUUAUACGGAUUUUGUAAUCAAGACUUUAGAAAAGUAUUAAAAACAUGGACAACGUGUUCAAAAUACGAACAAUAUAAAAUUCAAGAAGCUUUAAUUUAUUGUAAACUUUUGCAUAAUUGUGAGCUAGAAGUACAGAAAGACUUUCCAAGUCAGUGA